Molecule: messenger RNA, 1194 nt
Organism: Humulus lupulus (European hop)
Lineage: Eukaryota; Viridiplantae; Streptophyta; Magnoliopsida; Rosales; Cannabaceae
Exons: 8
Coding region: 89-832 (247 amino acids)
Biological process (GO): protein methylation
Cellular component (GO): nucleus
Molecular function (GO): protein methyltransferase activity
Source: RefSeq, a predicted model, not a curated record
GAAAGAAAACAAAUUGCGGAGAAGCAAAACCAAGUGCCGCAGUUCAAUACAACAUAAGCGGCUUCAUAGUGAAAAAAAAACAAAAAAGAUGGAAAGAAAGGGAGAAAAGGAAGAAGAAGAUAUAGUUUGCUUAGAUGGAUCUUUCUUCAUCAAUGACAAUUACCAGCUAGCUGAAUUCACAUUCGGUUCUCAAGUGAUCAAGCUGCUUUGUCUCCAAUCUGCUUCUACCGAUUUUGAUCUGACCGGGCAAUUGGUAUGGCCUGGGGCUAUGCUUUUGAAUGAUUACAUUGCAAAUAAUGUUAAGCUACUCCAGGGAUGCUCUGUUAUUGAAUUAGGUUCUGGUGUUGGUAUUACUGGUAUACUAAGUAGCAGAUUUUGCCAUAAAUUUGUGUUAACAGAUCAUAACGAUGAAGUAAUUAAGAUCCUGAAGAGAAACGUAGAGUUGCAUGCAUCUAAAGAGAAUCAUAACUCUCGUGCUGAAUUAAUGGUUGAGAAACUAGAAUGGGGAAAUUCUGAGCAGAUUUGUCAUAUUUUAGAAAACCAUGCCAGUGGAUUUGAUCUUAUUCUUGGAGCUGAUAUCUGCUUUCAACAAUCGAGCAUACCUUUGCUUUUCAGGACAGUGAAAAAACUCCUUGAAGUUAGAGGCCAAGGACAAUGCAAAUUCAUACUAGCCUACAUAUCCCGUGCUAAGUGCAUGGAUUUAAUGGUUCCAAAUGAAGCUAAGCAGUGCGGCUUGCAGAUAACUGAAGUAGUUGGGACUCGGCGUGCUGUUAGUAAUCUGGAAGGAGUUAUCUUUGAGGUGACCCUUCAAGAAGGUUUAAGCCAUUUUUAAGUCGGUUGAAGGGAAGUAGUUUUAAUUUCAUGAACUUUUGGUGUUAUUUGAGAAGUUGCUGAUAAUGUCAAAGUUGGUAUUGUGAGAAGUGAGAUCAACCACCAUAGAUCAGAAACUAUGAAACAUUAAAAAUAAAGUAUAGAAUGGGGAUAUCACGCUAACACAAUUGAGCAAUUCGAGCCCUUUAUCACAAUAAUGGGGCCUACUUGAGGCUCACUAAGAUGGAGGGCUGGGACCCAAUGCAAUUGUGCUUACCAUUUUUUUUUCCACAUGAAAAUUUCUUCCUUUGGGAGCAAUUUUUUUCUUGUUUUACCUUGAUUUUAUGGAUAUUCAAUUAUUAUGAAAAGGGGUUUUGUGGAGAA